Molecule: messenger RNA, 774 nt
Organism: Enterobius vermicularis (human pinworm)
Lineage: Eukaryota; Metazoa; Nematoda; Chromadorea; Rhabditida; Oxyuridae
Source: the annotation of a GenBank genome assembly
AUGCUUUACAGAAUAAAGAUGAAAUUAUCAGAGUUAAACGUUGACAAUGGCCAAUCAUUCAACUUUUCGAAUUGCGCGAGAAAUAUGGCACUUGAAUCGAUGGGAGCUAAACCUCCAGUUUUACGCAAUUCGCGUGCGACGGCUGGUAAUAUUGUUGGUGACAAACACUGUGAAAAAGUGCAUAAAUUAACUGAAUCAAUAUAUGCGUGUGGAGCCGGUACGGCUGCAGAUCUAGACCAAGUUACCAAAAUGCUUUCGUCACAAAUGAGGCUUUUGGAGCUGAAUAGUGAAAGGAAGGCACGGGUUAUUACUGCAGUGAGGCGGGCUAAGCAACACUUAUUCCAAUACAUGGGUUACAUUGGUGCUUAUCUUUUAAUAGGUGGUGUUGAUUCAACAGGAGCUCAUCUUUACGAGUGUUCUGCUAAUGGAACAACAAUGAGCAAACCUUAUGCAGCCCAAGGAUCUGGAAGUUAUGCAGCUAUUUCAGUUUUGGAAAGAGACUACCGUUUUGGGAUGGAGAAAGAUGAGGCUUUAGAGCUUGUUCAGCGAGCUCUGUGUGCUGGCAUGCAUGGUGAUAACGCUUCAGGAAAUUCUUUGAAUCUCGUCAUUAUAACGCCGGAGAACACAGUUUUUAAGGGACCCAUAGUACCAGAUUUCUGUGUAAGGCCUGAGCCAACCGACUUGGAUUAUAAAUUCAAAUGUGGCACAACAAAAGUUUUGAAGCAAAAAGAAAUUAAGUACGACAUUAUUGAAUCUAUGGAUAUAUCUCAUUAA